CACGUUCAUCUUCAACAGAAUUUGGGCAAUCGGGAGAACAAAAUAAUCUUCGAAAUGGGUUUAAAUAUUUACCUUGUAAAUCAGAUAAAUUAUUUUCUUAUACACAAUAUCGAAACUCUGAAUUGAGACCAUAUGGAGUGCGACUUUCUAAAGAAGAUGCAAGUCUUUCAGUAUGGAUUAGUGGUGAUCAAUUAACUACCACAACUGAUCACGGGUUUUCAAUGGCAAGAGCCAACUGUCCCGUAAAAGAAGGAAAGUGGUUUUACGAAGUUUUUAUAGAUCGUGGAGGUGAAGGAAAAGUUGAUGGCAAAGAUGGUGCACACGUGAGAGUUGGGUGGGCACGUAGAGAAG
Messenger RNA from Entrophospora sp. SA101, 351 nucleotides. NCBI's taxonomy places the organism in Eukaryota, Fungi, Glomeromycota, Glomeromycetes, Entrophosporales, Entrophosporaceae. The record is from the annotation of a GenBank genome assembly.